AUGGGAACUUUUGGUUUUGAAGUGUUUGACGAUGACAUGGCAUGUGAUGCUCUUGCCUACGUUCAAUCAAUGGACAAACCUUUUGAAAAGUUCGAACAAUGUUUCGAUAGCGUUUUAACUGAAGAAUAUAUUGAUAGUGAAGAAGCGCAGGAGGCUUUGGCUUAUUCCAUGAUCAUGAUAGCCUUUAUCGAUAUGAAAAAGAUAGAUGGUAGAAGUGAUCAACAGUUGGGUGUACCUUAUAGAGAAAGGGUUGUAGAUAUAGAAAAGAAGUUCAAAGACCAAUGGGCAAGUUAUGAUCAAAAACCUUUGGUCAAAAAAUGUAUAGAUGCCUUGGAAAGAAUCAAGAAACCUCAAGUAUCAGAACUUUACGAUUUAUGGAAUGAGUCUGAUGGUAUAGAUGGAUGGUACCCCGUGGUUGAUGGAAUCAUUGCUGACCUUUCAUGA
Molecule: messenger RNA, 444 nt
Organism: Yamadazyma jaroonii
Lineage: Eukaryota; Fungi; Ascomycota; Pichiomycetes; Serinales; Debaryomycetaceae
Source: the annotation of a GenBank genome assembly